AUGGCGUGUAAGCGUUUAAUGUACAAUCAUCGUAAACGAAAAAUGACACUUGAGUGUGAAUAUUUGGAAAAAAUGAGUGAUAUAAAGCAUAAACAGAAUAGUGAAACGGUUAUAAGUAGUUCAUAUCAAACGUAUGAUACGUUCAAUAAUGAAACUAUUUUAACCGCAAACACUCUGGUCAAUACAUUAGAAGAUAUACCUUCUAAUGGAGAACUUAUUCAGACAAUGUUAAGCACAAACGAUGAAGAUAAACAAUACAUUGAGGAUGUAUAUGAUCAUGAUAAUAGAGCUAUAGUAAAAGAUACAAUAGGACUUAGCAUAACAAUGGCCUUAUUGAAAAGUCAUCAUAAAUGGACAUGGAAAGGUGUUGAAGAUAUUAUUCGAUUAAAUAAACUUAUAAACUUAGACUGCCCCCUUCAAUCAAGAUAUAAAAUAGAAAAACAUCUGGAUAGUGUUGUAAAUACCAAUGUAAGUUAUGAAACAUUUUAUAUAUGCGAUCUCUGCGUUGAUAAUAUUUCACCAGCCGGAUGUCAAAUUUGUGUAAGAUUGUUUGAAUCAAGAGAAAAUUCCUUUGUUCCUAUGUAUCUAGCCAUCAAUGAGUUACCACUGAAAGAACGCUUUCAACCUCAUAAUAUUAUCCUUAUUGGAGUAUGGGCCAAUGAGGUCCAUAUAAAUCGUCAUUUACUACAGAAAGUAAUGGAAAUUAUUUGUGUUCAAUUAUUAACUGUAGAAAACGGUAUUAAUGUAUACGUCAAAGAUUUGGAUAUAAUUCGUAAUAUAGCUGUAUACAAUAUUAUUACCGUUACUGAUAAAGUUAUGAAGAAUAAAUGUAUGAAUAUGGUUCAGCAUAAUGGUGCGUACGGUUGUGCAUACUGUUUGAACCCUGGAAAACAUUUUAAAACAGUAAAAGGUGGACGUAUAAGGUCAUUCCCACGGCCACAUGAUUAUAAUUAUCGUCUUCGCUCCAUAACAACUUAUAAUUCUGCCAUGGCACAACUGCAACAAGGUAUUAAAUUGUAUCAAGGGCAUUAUGGUCCAUGCGUUCUUCAAUCACUAAAAUUUCAUCAUUUUCCUAAUUCAUUUAUUGUUGAAUCAAUGCAUACUAUUUAUCUGGAUUAUGGAAUACUUUAUAGUGAACAUCACGUCAAACCAGUGGUUGAAGAUAUUGCUCAUAUUGGGCCACAAUGCUUUAUGUUUGGCCAAUUGUCAACUACGAUGCAUUUGGAUUCGAAUCAUUGA
This is a messenger RNA of Didymodactylos carnosus, 1239 nucleotides long. Lineage: Eukaryota; Metazoa; Rotifera; Eurotatoria; Philodinida; Philodinidae. The record is from the annotation of a GenBank genome assembly.